Trematomus bernacchii (emerald rockcod) is the source of this 972-nucleotide messenger RNA. It is a transcript of the gene smim7, whose product is annotated as small integral membrane protein 7. Lineage: Eukaryota; Metazoa; Chordata; Actinopteri; Perciformes; Nototheniidae. The coding region runs from base 91 to 321 and encodes 76 amino acids. The record is from RefSeq and is a predicted model, not a curated record. The transcript has 5 exons.
CACGACAGAAUACUGAAACGGCAUUGGUCACAUUCCUGGUUGCGUGGCGAACACGGAAGUAAGGCGUCUCUCUGAUGUGAUGUGAGCAAAAUGAUCGGGGAUCUGUUGAUAUUCGGGACCUUACUGGUCAAUGCAGGAGCUGUGCUGAACUUCAAGCUCAAAAGAAAGGAGUCCCAACAAGGAUUCGGAGAUGAGUCCAGAUCACCCACAACAGGUGACAACAUCAGAGAGUUCCUGCUCAGCCUCCGGUACUUUCGUAUCUUCAUUGCUCUAUGGAACAUCUUCAUGAUGUUCUGCAUGAUUGUAUUGUUUGGGUCAUGAUCCACCUUUGUGCACUGGACUUUCAUCAGGAUGCUGAUUUUCUAGGGUGGAUGCUAUAAACUUCUUCUAAACUGGAGUUUACUGUUCUUUUGGCCCUUACAAUUGUAUUUAUGGUUCAUUUUUUAUUAACAACCCAAAAUCAUAAAUCUGCUUCCGGCUGUACAGGAAUUUAUGAAUCACUGUAUUUAUUUUGUCUUAUAGAAGUUGUUACAUUUGUACCCUUUUUGGUUGAACUGUAUCUACACCAGCACACGUGCCAUUGCUGGAAAUGUGUUGUCUUGUGCCCAUGGGCUUCAAUAUUGAACAGGAGCAUUUUUCUCCAGCAUAUCAGUUUUGAAACGGAGAUGAAAAUGAUAAACAGCCUUCACUUACAGGAUUAAAAACUAAAUAAAAAACUUGCUAAAUAAGCUGAAAAAGCUGCAGGGAACUAGAUUUAAUGUGAGUCAAAAUGAUCUGUCACUUACAGAACCCUACAUCCCCUCUGUACAAACAUGUCCAAAUUUACUCAUCAGCUUUUAUGCUCCUUAUUUCAAUCUGGAAAAAAUAUCACUUUUUCCUUUAUUCGGGGGCACCUGUGCUAUGACUAAAUGUUUAAGCCCUACAAUGUAAAUGUGUCCUUAUUCCUAACAAUAAAAAUACACAGUUUUCUUA